Exophiala aquamarina CBS 119918 is the source of this 216-nucleotide messenger RNA. RefSeq lists its product as uncharacterized. Bases 1 to 216 code for a protein of 71 amino acids. NCBI's taxonomy places the organism in Eukaryota, Fungi, Ascomycota, Eurotiomycetes, Chaetothyriales, Herpotrichiellaceae. The record is from RefSeq and is a predicted model, not a curated record. The transcript has a single exon.
AUGACUUCCGACGUUGAGGCUAGGGGCUCCCAUGCUCUAAUAAAGCCACAUACAACUUGGCUCAAUAUUGUCACCAUCCUAGCAGCAGCAAGCGCUAGUUUCAACUUUGGCUAUUCCAACAAUGCUAUUGCUGGCACACUUGCGCAAGCCUCCUUUGGCGAGUAUUUCUUGACGGUUGAACCUACAUCUCGUAUCGGAGGGAUGCUUGGAGCGUGA